Molecule: messenger RNA, 1179 nt
Organism: Aphis gossypii (cotton aphid)
Lineage: Eukaryota; Metazoa; Arthropoda; Insecta; Hemiptera; Aphididae
Exons: 6
Coding region: 93-1103 (336 amino acids)
Source: RefSeq, a predicted model, not a curated record
AAGGUAAAAAAUUAAAUUAAGUAAACCUAUACGAAGAUGCGGAAAAAUGUGGUCUUUACAGAGAAGUAAAUCAAAUAAUCAAACGAUUAGCAAUGCAUGCAGAUAGUUUGUUAAUGAAUGUGGAUAAUAACGUAUGCGAGCAAUUCAACAGCAUUAUUAACAAACAUUUGGCUGGCAAACGAAUAAAUUUUUCAUUACGUCAAUCAUAUAACACUCGAAUUGAAUCCGGAGUAAUUUCAUACAACACCUCAGGCCAACUAUUGCGCUCAUUACACAAACAUGUAGUCCAUAAAAUUAGUCCAGGAAAUGUUGGUAAACGUUUUUUAAAAUCAAGAGAACGAAAAGCCGUGUUAUUAAAAAACAGAAGAAAAUUAAUUCCUAAAAGGAAAUUAUUUUUAGAUAAAUCGUGUGGGGCCGAUGCAAAUUACGGUUUAGCUGAAGCACUAAUUGACGAGUAUACGCAGGACGAUCUCGAACGUAAAAAAACAUCCAACUUUGGACGGAUUUGUAAACGAAGACCAACUACCUCAUGUAAAAAUAUUAUAUAUGAUUUGCUAUAUAGAUCAUUUACAUCAAUCGCAACUGAAUAUGGUAAAGAAAUGGAGCCAUUAGCGAUUAAAGAAUUUGAAAAUAUAAAAGGAAAAACAAUUUUACCUUGUGGUCUGAUGAUUGAUCAAGAUUUUUCGUAUUUAGCUGCAUCUCCAGAUGGUUUAACCGAAGAUAAUGGUUUAGUAGAAAUUAAGUGUCCUUAUUCAGCGAAAGAUUAUACAAAUAUUAAUGACGCUAUAAUAGAAAAAAAGAUAAACUUUCUUCGAUUAAAUUUAAAUAAAGAACCCGAAUUAAAAAAAACGCAUGAUUACUAUUAUCAGAUACAAGGGCAGCUGCAUAUUAGUAAAAAAAAAUAUUGUGAUUUUAUAGUGUAUUCUAGUAAUUGGUUACACGUAGAAACUAUUUAUUAUAAUAAUGAAUUUUGGAUAAAUGUCAUGCAACCUAAAUUAACAAAGUUUUACUUAAAUUGCUUGUUACCAGAAAUCGUGAUACCUCAGUAUGGUAAACGACUAUUAGUUGAAGAUAUCAAAGACCCUAAAGAAAUGAAGACAUAAGAUCUAAUCUUAUAUACCUAGCUAGUAGCUACCUAUGCGACUAUGCUCUGUCCAGCGAGAGAACUAUAUUUAUAUA